Messenger RNA from Stereum hirsutum FP-91666 SS1, 1575 nucleotides. RefSeq lists its product as uncharacterized. Gene Ontology annotation, biological process: transmembrane transport. Lineage: Eukaryota; Fungi; Basidiomycota; Agaricomycetes; Russulales; Stereaceae. Gene Ontology annotation, cellular component: endoplasmic reticulum; membrane. The transcript has 10 exons. The record is from RefSeq and is a predicted model, not a curated record. The coding region runs from base 1 to 1575 and encodes 524 amino acids.
AUGGUCGCUCAUCCCAUCCAGCAACUUCUACAGACCGUUUUCUUUUCCAUCCUUGAAGUCUUUCUCGUAUGUCUUGCGGGAUGGAUACUUGCUCGCAGAGGCAUCCUCGAUAAAAAGACCCAAAGAUCACUCAAUGUCUUGAACGUAUCACUAUUUACACCGUGCCUACUAUUUUCCAAAGUCGCGUUCUUCCUCUCGCCAGCAAAAUUAAAGGAACUAUGGAUCAUUCCUCUCUUCUUCGCUGCCGUUUCGCUUGCGUCGAUGGGCGUAGCAUGGUCUCUAGGUUGGGUAUUUGGACUGAAGAGGACACAACGAAACUUCGCAAUGGCCGCCGCAAUGUUCAUGAACUCCAACUCUCUCCCCAUCGCCCUCCUCCAAUCUCUCGUCGUCACUGUACCCGGUCUGCAAUGGGGAGAUGAUGACAGCGUAGACGCUAUGGUCGGCCGCGCGCUCACAUACCUUGUUAUGUGUAGUACGCUUGGUAUGGUCGUUCGAUGGAGUUAUGGAGUUCGUCUGCUAUCGGACGCAGAUCCAGAUGCAGUCCCAGAUCCUCUCGAAGAGACAUUGAACCAGCAGCACGAACCACUCAUCCCUUCCAUCGCGGUUCAAACACCAUCCGGUACCCUCCACCACGGAGGACUCGCUCCAGGUUCCUCUUCAAAGUCACCACAAUCAGACAACACGAUUUUCCGUUCAUUCCCUAAUACUCCGUAUCGCUCGCAGAAUGGCACGCCUGACGAAACCCCCGACGAAACUGAGGUCGAAACCGACCUUUCAGACGGCGAACUUCCACAACACAUGCCUCGCUCAUCAGCACCCUUCCCCAACAUAGGCCACGGCCGCCCACGUCUCCCUUCCUCUCGAUCGCCUUCGCCCAUCCGAACACCGUCCACGGUUCGUGCCCUCCGCAAACGCACCACUUCGGGGAUCAAGAAGGUCUGGCAUGCGAUCAACGGGUUCAUGACCGCCCCGCUGUGGGCUGCGAUUCUCUCACUCGUAGUGGCGCUGAUUCAGCCUCUACAACACGCGUUAGACGUGCAUUUGUGGCCGGUAAAGGCUGCGGUGUCGCAGGCUGGGGCUUGUUCGAUUCCGUUGACGCUGAUCGUGCUCGGGGCGUACUUCUAUAAGGCGCCUCCGCCGGAGGAAGAAGGAAGGAAGAGGAAGAAUGGGAGGAAGGUCAGGAGUGAGAGUCGCUGGAGGAGAGAAAGGAGGGGGAGGAGAGAACGACGAGAAAGAAGGGAAACAGAGAAGAUGGAGCAGAAGGGGGAGACGAAGACGGUUAUCAUAGCGAUUGUGGCGAGGAUGGUGAUCGUGCCGGCGUUGUUUUUGCCAGUCAUGGUGCUCGGGGCGUGGUUGGACCUGCCCACUGUAUUUGAAGAUCCUGUGUUUGUACUUGCACUCGUGCUGCUCGCUUCGUCGCCACCUGCUUUGACGCUCGCUCAGAUCACACAAGCAGCCUCCGGCGACGCCUUCGAGCGCCUUCUCAGUCGGACGAUCUUCUGGUCGUACUGUGUCGUGACACCUCCAGCGACAAUCGUUUACUCAGUGCUCGCCAUGGUCAUCGCGAAGCUUUGA